UGAAUUCAAGGAGGUCCGGGCAAACCGUAUCACAUUAUCUCCAUGUCGUAUUAGGUGCAAUAUUAAGGCUACACGAUAUUUUCUUAGCUAAGCCUGAGGCUGUCCCUGAUGACUGCAAUGAUUCGUGUUGGCAAUGGUUUAAGGGCUGUCUAGGAGCAUUGGAUGGUACUUAUAUCAAUGUCAUGGUAAGCAAUAACGAUAAGGCGAGGUAUAGGACAAGGAAGGGUCUAAUUUCUACAAAUGUCUUAGGUGUGUGUGAUCGUAACUUGAAGUUCACUUACGUUCUAUCCGGUUGGGAAGGAUCGCCAGCGGACUCUAGGAUACUUCGAGAUGCCAUAAACAGGCCCUAUGGAUUAAAAGUGCCGAAGGGAUUUUACUAUUUGUGUGACAAUGGUUACGCAAAUCGUGAGAGGUUUUUAACACCUUUCAAAGGAGUUAGAUAUCACCUCAAGGAGUGGGGUCCCACUAAUGCGAGGCCACAGAACAAAGAGGAGCUUUUUAAUUUGAAACAUAGUAAAGCUCGUAAUAUAAUCGAAAGGGCAUUGGGAAUUCUGAAGAUGCGUUGGGGGAUUCUUAGAUCCACGACUUUCUACCCGAUCAAAAUUCAAAAUAGGCUAAUCAUGGCGGCAUUUUUAAUCAAUAAUUUUAUUCGCACGGAAAUUGCGAUUGACCCUAUAGAGCAAGAAUUCGACACGAUGACACGUUUAAAUGGUGCGAAUGAUGUGGAACAUGAGGACUUUGUUGAUACCGUAGAAUCAUCUCCCCAAUGGAAUGCACAAAGGGAAGAUUUAGUCGAGAGUAUGUGGCAGCAGUACAUGCAUAAUCAUUAGGUGGUAUCUUCCUUAUUAUCAAAUAUUUUGUUAAUUGCAUUGUCAUAUUGUAUUUCCUUGUAUUUUUUCUGAUGAAACACAGUGCAUUGUUUGCUGUCCAUAAUCUAUUACUUGAUGUCUGCUUACUGUCUUUCUUGGGAGAUACGGAACAUGUUUUGGAAUGGGAUGAAAACCCUAGGCUCCCUCUUUCAAGGGAUUCUCUCGGCCGCCGCCUAGGCGGCUCGGGUGGUUCUGGCCAGCCGGCUGUGGCCUUCUCCGGCCGGCAUUAUGGCGACCCUCUCAUCCUCCGAUUUUCCUCUGUUACACACCACCGUUCUGCCUAGGGUUUCCCUCCAGCCACCGCUGUUUAACCCUAAAACUUUUGAUCCGGUUCCGGCUCCAUGCUCUCUUGCGGAUCUCUCUUCCGACGAUGCUUUGCCUAUUGGCUUCAACUUCUCCCGUGACUACUCCCUGUUCCCGGAAGUUCC
Salvia miltiorrhiza (redroot sage) is the source of this 1297-nucleotide messenger RNA. RefSeq lists its product as uncharacterized. NCBI's taxonomy places the organism in Eukaryota, Viridiplantae, Streptophyta, Magnoliopsida, Lamiales, Lamiaceae. Bases 183 to 830 code for a protein of 215 amino acids. The transcript is spliced from 3 exons. The record is from RefSeq and is a predicted model, not a curated record.